GGAGGUUGUACAAGCAGCCGGACUCGGGCUCAGGAAUUUCACUAAAGAGCGAGGCCGCGAGGAAUAGAAGCGGCGCGAAGCUCAAGCUCAAGGUAGCUCAUACUUGGAUCGUUAGCUCUAGCAGUGUACAUAUAUGAGGUGGAAGUCGUGGUUGUUCUUUCGAUUUUUCUUUUGACAAUCAAUCCACCCUCGUCUUCAUUUCUAUAUCGAUAUCUACACAAAAAACCUCAUACAUCAUGGCUCAAGGCAGAAUUUCAUUCGAGGACUACCUCGACCUCACAGCAUUGGUCUUCGAUUGGGGUGACAGCUACGAUGCAAAGGACUGGAAACGACUCGAAUCCAUCAUCGCGCCCGAGCUUCUCGUAGACUACACCACCAUUGGCAAAGGCUGCUGGGAAUCCAUGCCCGCUUCCCAAUUCAUGGCCAUGGUAACCGAUGACGAUUUCCUCGGCGAUCCAUGCGUCAAGACCCAACAUCUUCUCGGUGCUACCCGCUGGGAGAAAAUCUCAGAUGAUUAUGUCAUUGGACAUCAUCAAUUGAGGGCUGGUCACCAAGUGUACAAAGCUGCAGAUUUGAAGGAAAUCAAAUUGAAGGGUCACAGUCAUGCCACCAAUGAACAUUAUUACAAGAAGGUUAAUGGGGUCUGGAAAUUCGCGGGAUUGAAACCACUUGUAAGAUGGAAUGAGGGUGAUGGAGAGAACGAUUUCUUGAAGGUUUUCAAGGGAAGCUAUAAACAAUAAAUGGGAAAAGUAAUAUCUAGUUAGUUAAGGUGUCUGGGGUACGAAAGGUGGCUUGGGUGUCUUCUAGGGAUGAUAGCUUUUUGGUGUUGUUGAGGUCAAUAUAUCCAUUUUAUA
Molecule: messenger RNA, 854 nt
Organism: Botrytis cinerea B05.10
Lineage: Eukaryota; Fungi; Ascomycota; Leotiomycetes; Helotiales; Sclerotiniaceae
Gene: Bcscd1
Product: Bcscd1
Exons: 3
Coding region: 237-740 (167 amino acids)
Biological process (GO): melanin metabolic process
Molecular function (GO): scytalone dehydratase activity
Source: RefSeq, a predicted model, not a curated record